GACCGCUAGAGACACACGGCUAACCCAACCAGCUGACUGAGAAUAACCAGCGGCUUAUCUGACAGACAGCUGAGGAAGUUUGGCUCGUGUCAGGAUCAGGAUCAGGAUGGGCUGCGCGAUAUCAGGAUCCGGAUUGACUCCGAGAACACAGGAGAUCAGAAGCACGGAGGACGCGGAAGGUCCGGCGCGUCUCACGCCGCGUCACAUACACCUGAUCAAGGAGUCCUGGAAAGUCAUCCAGGAGGACAUCGCCAAAGUGGGGAUUAUCAUGUUUGUCAGGUUGUUUGAGACGCAUCCGGAGUGUAAAGACGUCUUCUUCCUCUUUCGAGACGUGGAGGAUCUGGAGAGGUUACGCACCAGCAGGGAGCUUCGUGCACACGGCCUGCGAGUGAUGUCAUUCAUCGAGAAGAGUGUAGCGAGACUCGAUCAGCUGGAGCGGUUGCAGACUCUGGCGCUGGAACUGGGAAAGAGCCACUACCGCUACAACGCUCCACCCAAGUAUUACGGGUACGUGGGAGCCGAGUUCAUCUGUGCCGUACAGCCGAUCCUGAAGGAGCGAUGGACGGCAGAACUGGAGCAGGCCUGGAAGACUCUGUUCCAGUUCGUCACCGGGAUCAUGAAGGACGGUUAUCUGGAAGAAGAGAAAACCAAACGCAACCUCAUGUUGACGUCCACCAAAGAGAGACCAGACAAGAGGAACACGAUGAUCUGAUCGGCUCAGAAACCUUACGUGAUGUGGCUUAGUUGUGUACAUAGUGUAUUUAUUUCAAUUCUUCAUUUGUUUUUUUUGUACAGUACAUAAUGUUCACGUCUCUGAUUCUGGAGUCUUUGGGAUUUCCUCACGAUGAUGGAAACAAUGAUUAGUGAUGUCAAACUCAAUAAAAGAAAUAAUUUAUUAGCAAA
Molecule: messenger RNA, 903 nt
Organism: Rhinichthys klamathensis goyatoka
Lineage: Eukaryota; Metazoa; Chordata; Actinopteri; Cypriniformes; Leuciscidae
Gene: xgb
Product: x globin
Exons: 5
Coding region: 107-712 (201 amino acids)
Molecular function (GO): heme binding; oxygen binding
Source: RefSeq, a predicted model, not a curated record